Messenger RNA from Menidia menidia (Atlantic silverside), 741 nucleotides. The record is from the annotation of a GenBank genome assembly. Lineage: Eukaryota; Metazoa; Chordata; Actinopteri; Atheriniformes; Atherinopsidae.
AUGGCGCUGCCCAUGGUAAGAGGAUGUUGCAGGCUACCGUCAUCGUUCAGCCCCAGUCGUCUGUUUUUAAUUGGAAAUAUUGCGCUAAGCGGUAAAACUCGACCACCUCGCUCCUCAGCUGCGGCUGUAGCGGCUGCCGUGCGGCUCUUCAGCUCAGACCAGGGAGACCAAAGGCAUAAGCAAAAGGUGGUGGUCGUCGGCAUCCCGAAUCCGUUCAUCUGGUUCCGCACCCGGGUCUAUUACUUUCUAAUCAGGACUUACUUUGAUAAAGACUUCAGCAUUGAAGAGUUCACGGAGGGAGCGAAGCAGGCCUUCUCUCAUGUAUCCAGACUACUAUCACAGUGUGAGUUCGAAGCCAUGGAGGGGCUUGUGGCUAAAGAUCUGAUUGGAAAGCUGGAGGAAAAAUGUAACCUGUUGCCUUCAAACUACAAGAGAGCUCUGUCUGCAGAUCCUGAUGAGAUAAUGUACACAACACCCGGGGAUGUGGGAAUCUUCUACGAUGACAAUGGUAGAAAAUUUGUGAGCAUCCUGAUGAGGUUCUGGUAUCUGACAAGUGCACAGCUUCCUGAGGAUAGCUCAGAGAGCUUUCGUAUCUUUAAGGUGGCUAUUGGAGAAGGAGAGGGGGAACCAGAAACCAAGACCCUAUUAACUGCAAUAUAUGAAUUCCAAAGGGAGUUUACUAAAGGAGUGGCUCCAGACUGGACCAUUACAAGGAUAGAGCACUCCAAGCUUUUGGACUGA